UCUGUCUGACUAGUGUUCUAUUUUUAAAAUUGGCUAGUGACCUAUUCAGCAUUUCUAAUUAAAUAGGUUAUCUUCUGUUUUAAAUAAAAAGCUUUUGUUUUUUUUUGUUCAAUAUUAAAUAUGUUGACAUUAUCUAAAAAUGGUUAACGCGAGUUUAGCUUAUGAAAUAUUACUGUACAUAAACUCGUUUUAUUUCGGUCUGUUUGCUACUUGCGAACUAGGUACAUUAAUCUUAAAAUCGGUAUUGAUUAUAGAAAAGUAUGAUGUAGAGAAGGAUCCUACAAAAUUGGGCCAGGAUUAUGGUGUGCUACUAGGACUAUUUAUCAUUGAAGCGGCUAGACUUAUACUAGGUCGAAAUGGCAGUCUUAGCGAAAGAGAUGUGCCAGUAAUGUUCUCUGUGCUGCUAACGGUUCCUUCUAUAGUGGGUGUGUUAUAUCUUCUCAUAUGGCAAGUAGUUGUUCUAAGAAUAGAAUAUAUCUGGUGCACUUUGAUGCUUGCAUUACAAACACUGGAGUUCAUAUUUGCAUCUAUGUUUGUUGUCACAAUGUGUAAAGGGCCAUCCUAUGAUUGAGGUAUUAAAACUAUCACAUUAUCAAAACAUAAGCAUAACAUUUCCAUUCAGAACAUAAAAAAACAAUAUCCUACAUUAUAUAAGUUUUUAAAGAUAUAAAACCCUUCAAAAUAUUUAACACUUCUUAAUUAAAUAUGUAUUUCUGUACAGGUAGAAAAAUUUACUAAAAAAAUCAUUUUAUCUAUCUUAAACUCUGUCUAAAUAUACAGAAAAUUUAUGAAAUAUAAAGAACUUAUUAGAUUUGUAAUUUUAUUGUUGUGCUAGGGAUAAUACAUGCUGCAUUAGACUUAUCUGCCAAUUUAUUAUAACAUAAUAAGUGUAUUCCUUCCUAUAAAGCUGGCAACAUGUAGUGAAUGUCUAUGGGCAGUUGUAAUUAAUUACCAUCAGGUGAGCCAUGUCCUUAUUUGUACCUAUGUUAUAAAAGAAAAAACAUUUAAUAAAUAAAUUUUAUUUUAAUAAUUCUUUUUUAACUGCUUGAGCUUUUUGAUCUUUUUUGUAAUAAAUUCUUAAUUUGAAUGAAUGUUACGAUAUGCAGUAAUUACCGAAAAGAAGGUAUAUAAACAACAAUAGUAAAGAAAGGUUUGUAAGUGACUACAUUUUUAUGAAUAAUAAUGAAUACUAUACUACUUUCAACAUGAAAUGAUAAACACUAUUAGUUUUGUAUAAUUUUAUUUAUUUUAAACAAACUAAUGUUUUGGUUUCAUAUUCCUUGAUCAACAUUUUUCUUUAAUUAAAAAACAAUUCCCAAGGGCAGUAAUGAUUUGUCAUUUGGUUUAAAUGAAGAAGUUAAAACUUUUAAGUAUAUCUGAUAAACAAAUAAUUGAGUAGAUAUGGCAAAAUACCUCUUUAUGACUAUUGAGAAUUUUGAAAUCCUUAUUUUAUGAUUAUGUACCUUGACUGGCCUCAUAUUCAUCUUGUUAUUAAAAAUUCUAACAUAUUAAAUGUAAAUACAUGCAUAGGAUAUCAUAAUUUUUUAUAACUUUAAUUCUGAUAUUAAGUUUAUAAACAUUUACACUGUGUUUGUAUGUAGAUGUUGUAGCACAAAUGUAUAUUAAAAUUGUAUGUGAAUACAUAUUUUUGACAUGCAGUUUUUCUGCAAAUUUUAUAGUAAUAUAGAGAUUGAUACCCACCCAUAAAUGAUUCAAAAUAUUUAUUGUAACCCCACAAAACUUUAGAAAAAUGUUUUCAUAUUAUAAUAAUUUAAGUCUGUGUAUAACUUAUUAGUUUAAUUAUUUAAAUGUAAUAAUUACUUGGUGCAUAUUAAAUUUAGCUAUAUAUUAUUACAAUAGCAUAAAAUUUCCCUUAUAUUCAUUUUUAUCUGUUGUUUCAUGUACUUAUUUGUGCAAAAUUAAAAAAAUCCAUCCCAUGUAUAUGUAACUGAAGUGAUAAAGUGGCCUUUAUUUAGAUGUUUAUACAAUAAAUUACUAUCAAGCUGAAUCUUCCAUUGUACAGUAGAGAUUUACAUGUUAACCAAAAAUUAUUUAACUUUUGUGUGUUGUAUAUUAUAUAAUUCAAAUGCUUGUUGAUGUAUGUUUAAAAUUCUAAAUAAUAGUAAUAAAAAAUGCAAUGUACUUUCAUAAAAACAGUAUUAAAAUUCUAAAUAUUUUAAUAUAAAUAUGUAAUUGCAAAAUUUGCAAAGCUGUUUAAUCAAAAGAAACAUUCUAGUCUAUACAAAUAAGUUCUAAUACUGUUAUAAGUAAUUUACAGUGAGAUGCUCUAGUCCAUCAUAUAAAUUUAGCUAUCAUAAGGACAAGUAUUCAACAAAUGAAACAAAUAUCAAGAAUAUAAUGACUAUAGAUUUUUAUAUUAUUAUAUCUAUACAAUCCAUCAUAUUGGUACCUAUUUAUGUAAAAGUGCAUAUUUUUUGCUGUAUAAUAAAGUAUAUUAACAGUUGAAAUUA
Molecule: messenger RNA, 2471 nt
Organism: Galleria mellonella (greater wax moth)
Lineage: Eukaryota; Metazoa; Arthropoda; Insecta; Lepidoptera; Pyralidae
Exons: 2
Coding region: 140-571 (143 amino acids)
Biological process (GO): non-motile cilium assembly
Cellular component (GO): ciliary transition zone
Source: RefSeq, a predicted model, not a curated record